GAACCGGCAGAUCCGAUCCCAAAUGCUCUAAAAAGUUGAGUAAAAAUUUGGAUGUGUACAGUACACUGUAAAGCCACUGUAAACUGUAAAGCAGUAAUGAGUAAAUGUUUCCUCGAAACUUGAAAGUCAGUACAAAUAUAAUUUUGGCUAGUGUUAUUUCCUUCCGUUUACCGCGAUAUUAUUUCCGUGCUUUGCUGUGGAUUCCUUCCUUGUAUUCUUUAUCGCCAUGGGGGGUGGUGAUACAUGGAUUCGGAAAGAUGGACGUUCGUGGCUGCAGAAAGUUGCGUGUGAUGUUGUCAAGAUGGGACGAAUUCCUAAUCAUGUGGCUUUCAUCAUGGAUGGCAAUCGAAGAUUUGCUAAACGACUGCAUAUUGACCGUGCGCAGGGACAUCUGAUGGGAUUCGAUAAACUAACAGAGACUCUAGAGUGGUGCUCGGAUCUGGGAAUAACGGAAGUUACAGUUUAUGCCUUCAGUAUUGAGAAUUUUAAACGUUCCAAAGAAGAAGUGGAUUGUUUAAUGGAACUUGCCAGACAGAAGUUUGGCGUACUGUUAUCCGAAAGAGAAAAACUCCAUCAACAUGGUGUUUGUGUGAGAAUCAUUGGAAAUUUGCAUAUGCUGCCGUUGGAUAUUCAGGAAAUUGCCAACGAAAUAAUGGAGAUGACAUCUGAAAAUAAUCGGGCGUUUUUAAAUGUUUGCAUGGCGUACACAGCACGGGAAGAAAUAGCACACUCUGUAAAGGAAUUGGCCACGUUGGCAGUCAAUGGGGACAUUAGACUAGAUGAAAUCGAUGAAAAGGCGCUGUCCAGUCAUUUAUAUACGCGGAUGUCUUCCGAUCCCGAUUUGUUAAUAAGAACUUCCGGUGAAAUCCGCUUGAGUGACUUUCUUUUGUGGCAGGCGUCCCAUUCCAUUUUGAGUUUCGUCGAAGUUUUGUGGCCGGAUUUUAGCCUUUGGCAUCUUCUGGCUUGUAUACUAUAUUAUCAACACCAGAUUUCCUACCGCACUGCAGACGAGAUAUGACAUUCCUUUCAACAGAUUCCUUUCAGCAGUAUGUCUCACUGCUGUUUUACGAAUUAUUCGUUUCUUUCGGUGAAUUUGAAAUGUGUUAAUGUCGGGUUUUACACAGCAAAAAUUGUGGUCGCUGUCUCGUUGUCAGUCGUUGAUACUUCUUAAAAGGAGAAGACACUCACUUGAGACAACAACAGUUUUGCUUAUUACCUUAGGUGUGUUGUAUUUCAGACGUACCAGUUUGUGGAAAAUUUUAUUCUCUUCAAAAUAAAAAAAAUACAGUUCGAUAUUUUAUAAACCUCUGGCUCUGUUCGCCAAAACUUCAGCACUUGUGGCUGUACCUUAUUCUGUGACCG
Molecule: messenger RNA, 1362 nt
Organism: Paramacrobiotus metropolitanus
Lineage: Eukaryota; Metazoa; Tardigrada; Eutardigrada; Parachela; Macrobiotidae
Product: dehydrodolichyl diphosphate synthase complex subunit DHDDS-like
Exons: 5
Coding region: 227-1018 (263 amino acids)
Biological process (GO): polyprenol biosynthetic process
Cellular component (GO): endoplasmic reticulum; dehydrodolichyl diphosphate synthase complex
Molecular function (GO): ditrans,polycis-polyprenyl diphosphate synthase [(2E,6E)-farnesyl diphosphate specific] activity
Source: RefSeq, a predicted model, not a curated record